Molecule: messenger RNA, 6222 nt
Organism: Lagopus muta (rock ptarmigan)
Lineage: Eukaryota; Metazoa; Chordata; Aves; Galliformes; Phasianidae
Gene: CPS1
Product: carbamoyl-phosphate synthase 1
Exons: 38
Coding region: 89-4435 (1448 amino acids)
Biological process (GO): L-arginine biosynthetic process; 'de novo' pyrimidine nucleobase biosynthetic process; L-glutamine metabolic process
Cellular component (GO): carbamoyl-phosphate synthase complex; cytoplasm
Molecular function (GO): ATP binding; metal ion binding; carbamoyl-phosphate synthase (glutamine-hydrolyzing) activity
Source: RefSeq, a predicted model, not a curated record
GCCCUUGGAUUCAGGGAGCAGCAGCCUGCAGAUCAUUGACACUUAAACUGUGCAGACAGCGAACUUGGUGCUGGAAGAUGGAACGAAGAUGAAAGGCUAUUCUUUUGGCUACCCAUCCUCCACAGCAGGGGAAGUCGUAUUCAACACUGGUAUUUCUGGAUACACUGAAGCCUUGACAGACCCCAGCUACAAAGGGCAGAUUCUUACACUGGCUAAUCCCAUCGUUGGGAAUGGUGGAGUGCCUGACACGACUGCCCUGGAUGAAAUAGGCCUCAGGAGGUUUCUGGAGUCUGAUGGAAUCAAGGUUUCAGGUUUGCUGGUCCUGGAUUACAGCAAUGAGUACAGUCACUGGCAGGCUGCGAGGAGUCUAGGAGAGUGGUUGCAGGAAGAAAAGGUGCCUGCUCUGUAUGGGAUUGAUACCAGAAUGCUGUCUAAAUUAAUUCGUGACAAGGGCACAGUACUUGGGAAGAUUGAAUUUGAAGGUCAACCCACAGAGUUUGCAGACCCAAAUAAGCAGAACUUAAUUGCAGAAGUUUCAACAAAGGAAGUCAAGGUGUUUGGCAAAGGGAACCCAAUUAGAAUUGUAGCAGUUGACUGUGGGUUGAAGAACAACGUUAUUCGUCUGCUGGUAAAGCAAGGUGCAGAAGUACAUUUAGUUCCGUGGAAUCAUGAUUUUACCAGCAUGGAGUAUGAUGGGCUCAUAAUUUCUGGAGGUCCAGGAGAUCCCAUGAAGGCCCAGGAAGUGAUUCAGAAUGUCAGAAAGGUCCUGGAGAGCAAUCGCCCAGAACCUUUGUUUGGAAUUGGCAUGGGGAAUCUAAUCACUGGAAUUGCAGCUGGAGCUACUUCCUACAAGAUGCAGAUGGCCAACAGAGGACAGAACCAGCCUGUCCUGAAUGCAGUGAAUGGACAAGCUGUCAUCACUGCUCAGAAUCAUGCUUAUGCUAUCGACAGCUCUACCCUCCCACCUGGCUGGAAGCCUCUUUUUGUGAAUGUCAAUGAUCAAACAAAUGAGGGAAUUAUGCAUGAGACCAGACCAAUUUUCACAGCACAGUUCUACCCAGAUGCAAAUCCUGGGCCGACAGACACGGAGUUCCUGUUUGAUUCAUUUAUCUCACUGAUUAAGAGAGGGAAAGGCACUACCAUUGCUUCGGUCCUGCCCAAGGCUGGAGCAACAGCUUCUAGAGUGGAGGUCUCCAAAGUUCUCAUUCUAGGAUCUGGGGGUCUGUCGAUCGGUCAGGCAGGGGAAUUUGAUUACUCUGGAUCUCAGGCUGUGAAAGCUCUGAAGGAAGAAAAUGUAAAAAUUGUCCUCAUGAAUCCCAACAUCGCUUCAGUGCAGACAAAUGAGACCGGCUUAAAGCAGGCUGACGCUGUGUAUUUCCUCCCCAUCACUCCACGGUUUGUCACAGAGGUCAUCAAGGCAGAGCAUCCUGAUGGAUUAAUUUUGGGCAUGGGUGGCCAAACAGCUCUCAACUGCGGAGUGGAGCUCUUCAAGCAAGGAGUCCUGCAGCAGUAUGGUGUGAAGGUCCUAGGUACAUCAGUUGAAUCCAUCAUGGCUACCGAGGAUAGAAAGCUUUUUUCUGAUAAACUGAUGGAGCUAAAUGAAAAGAUUGCUCCUAGCUUUGCAGUGGAAUCGAUUGAAGAUGCUUUGGAGGCAGCUGAGAAAAUCAGCUAUCCGGUCAUGAUACGUUCUGCUUAUGCCCUUGGUGGUUUGGGGUCAGGUGUAUGCACUGACAAGGAAAGUUUGCUGGACCUUGGAACAAAGGCAUUUGCAAUGACUAAACAAAUUCUUGUGGAAAAAUCAGUUGUGGGCUGGAAGGAGAUAGAAUACGAAGUUGUGAGAGAUGCUGCAGAUAAUUGUAUUGCAGUCUGCAAUAUGGAAAACAUAGAUGCUAUGGGAGUCCACACAGGAGAUUCUGUCGUAGUGGCUCCGAGCCAGACACUCACUAAUGAGGAAUUUCAGAUGCUGAGGGAUCGUGCCAUCAAGGUUGUUCGAUAUCUGGACAUUGUGGGAGAAUGUAAUAUCCAGUUUGCUCUGCAUCCAACUUCCCUGGACUACUACAUCAUUGAAGUUAAUGCCAGACUCUCGAGAAGUUCAGCUUUGGCAUCCAAGGCAACAGGGUAUCCAUUAGCGUUCAUUGCUGCCAAAAUUGCCUUGGGGAUCCCGUUACCAGAGAUCAAGAAUGUAGUGACAGGAAAAACCUCAGCCUACUUUGAGCCCAGCCUGGAUUAUGUUGUUACUAAGAUACCCCGCUGGGACCUGGACCGUUUUCAGGGAGCCUCCAACCGGAUUGGGAGCUCCAUGAAGAGCGUGGGAGAGGUCAUGGCUAUUGGCCGCACUUUUGAAGAGAGCUUCCAAAAGGCCCUGAGGAUGUGCCACCCCUCUAUAGAUGGCUUCACUUCACAUCUGCCCAUGAAUAAAGCCUGGCCAGCCAUCGCAGAUCUCCAGAAGGAACUCUCUGAACCAUCCAGCACUCGAAUAUAUGCAAUGGCCAAGGCCUUGGAAAAGGGAGUCCCUGUGGAUGUCAUUCACAAGCUCACGGCCAUUGACAAAUGGUUCCUGUGUAAGAUGCGCAGCAUUGUGAACAUGGAGAAGAUCCUGAAGGAAGUGAAGCAUACCAGUGAAGAAAUUCCAGAAGAGCUGAUGAGGAAAGCCAAACAGAUGGGCUUCUCAGACAGACAGAUUGGGAAAUGCCUGGGACUGACUGAAGUCCAGUGCCGCCAGCUGAGAAUGAGGAAGAAUGUAGUGCCCUGGGUGAAAAAGAUUGACACACUGGCAGCAGAAUACCCAGCGGUAACUAAUUACCUUUACGUCACGUACAACGGCCAGGAACACGAUAUAAAAUUUGAUGACUGUGGAGUGAUGGUGUUGGGCUGUGGACCAUAUCACAUAGGCAGCAGUGUGGAGUUUGAUUGGUGUGCUGUCUCCAGUAUCCGCACGCUGCGUCAGCUUGGCAACAAAACGGUCGUGGUGAAUUGCAACCCGGAGACGGUGAGCACAGAUUUUGAUGAGUGUGACAGACUGUACUUUGAGGAGAUGUCAUUGGAAAGGAUUCUGGACAUCUACCAGUAUGAGGGAUGUAGUGGCUGCGUUAUUUCUGUGGGCGGGCAGAUUCCCAAUAACUUGGCAGUGCCACUACACCAGUGUGGAGUGAAGAUCCUUGGCACACAUCCUUUGCAGAUCGACCGGGCAGAAGAUCGCUCCGUUUUCUCAGCUGUUCUGGAUGAGCUGCGUGUGGCUCAAGCUCCCUGGAAGGCAGUCAGCACUCUGACAGAUGCAGUUGAAUUUGCAGGCGCUGUGAGUUACCCAUGUUUGCUGAGGCCUUCCUAUGUUCUAAGUGGGUCUGCAAUGAAUGUAGUAUUCAGUGAAGAGGAAAUGAAAAAGUUCUUAGUGGAAGCCGCCAGAGUUUCUCAGGAUCACCCUGUGGUGCUCACUAAAUUUAUUGAAGAUGCCCGCGAGGUGGAAAUGGAUGCUGUAGCCAAGGCAGGAAGAGUUAUUGCACAUGCUGUUUCGGAGCAUGUGGAGGAUGCAGGCGUUCAUUCUGGAGAUGCCACUCUCAUGUUACCCACACAGACUAUUAGCCAGGGAGCCUUGGAGAAGGUAAAAUCUGCUACAAAGAAGAUUGCAAAUGCCUUUGCCAUCUCUGGUCCAUUCAACGUGCAGUUCUUGGUGCGAGGCAAUAAUGUGUUGGUAAUAGAGUGCAACUUGCGGGCUUCACGCUCCUUCCCUUUUGUAUCCAAGACUCUGGGUGUGGACUUCAUUGAUGUGGCCACAAAAGUGAUGAUUGGAAAAGAGGUUAAUGAAUCAUCCCUCCCAACACUGGAGCAUCCCAUUAUUCCAUCCAAAUACAUUGGGAUUAAGGCCCCAAUGUUUUCCUGGUCCCGGUUGAGAGAUGCCGAUCCUGUUCUCCGAUGUGAAAUGGCCUCUACAGGGGAGGUUGCGUGCUUUGGGGAAGAUGUAUACUCUGCCUUCCAGAAAGCUAUGCUUGCCACUGGAUUUACAUUUCCUAAGCAAGGCAUUUUGAUUGGAAUCCAGAAAUCCUUCCGCUCCAAGUUCCUCUGUGUAGCAGAACUACUGCAUGGGGAAGGCUUCCAGCUUUACGCCACUGAAGCAACCUCUGACUGGCUCAAUGCAAAUGGUAUCCCUGCAAAUCCUGUGGCAUGGCCAUCACAGGAAAGCCUGAGUCCCAGCCUCCCUCCAGUCAGGAGGCUGAUAAGGGAUGGGAAAAUAGAUUUGGUGAUUAACCUGCCUAACAGCAACACCAAGUUUGUCCAUGAUAAUUAUGUGAUCCGGAGGAUGGCUAUUGACAGUGGGAUUGCUCUACUCACUAAUUUCCAGGUGACAAAGCUUUUUGCUGAAGCUAUCAAAUACUCUGGGAAAUUGGACUCCAAGAGUCUCUUCCACUACAGACACUUUGACAAAGGAGAUGCUGCAUAGAAGAUCUAUGUCCAACCUGCAGUCUUUGCUGCUUCUGGCACCGCAAAAGAGGAGAUCUCAGAUCAUCCAUCUGACAUCUUUGUGUGCAUUUUGUAGUGUCUGCACUGUUUGUCUUUCCAACUUAAGCAAACUAACUCCCAGCAAGUGCUUUUGGUCGUUCACUGGGAAGCAUUGUUCUCCCCAGCCUUUCUACCAUCUUAUCUCCAUUUCCACUUAGGAAGAAAUAUUACUUAAUAGAUCCAGAUGCCACCGUAGCAGACAGAUGAGAGAUACCAAUAGGAGUAGCUCUUUUGAUAACUAACCUGUUCUUCCUUAGAUGUUUUUGGAUCCAUCUGCCCAGAUAUUCUCAUGUUGGACUGUUGGAUUUGGCCCCGAACUCCCACAGAAAGAUGUGUAGCUUCUUCUUUCUGUUACUGGCUGUUGUGGAUUUCACAACUUUAUAUAAUGAUCAGGCAUCCUCCUGCAUGAUCUCCCAAUGACACCAUGGACAACUCUUGUAGUACAGAAAUGCUGAGGGUGAUGAGUACGAUAGAAUUUCUUUAAAGACAAAAAAUCAUGAAUUCUGAAUGAUUCCCUGCCACAGCUGAGGGGCAUGAGGCACCAACUGGUUUUUUUUGUGUUAAACUCUGGCUGAGCAUCCUCUUAUACAGCCUGCAGAUCUGAUGGGUAAUGAAGACUCUGUGUUCUCUUUUUAAAAUGUUUUGUUUAAAAAAAAAAAAAAAAUCUGAAUUCAAGCAGUUGUCACUGCUUUGUAAGGGUUCUCUCUCAGCUUUGUGUUUGGCUUCAAAAAUGGGGAAUUCCCUGAAGACUUCUUUGUACUGCUGUCCAGUGUUCUGUGCUGUGAUUGUGGACAUUAAGAUUGAAUCCUUUCAGUACAAGGUGAAAGCGUGUCAGUACGUUAAGCCUCCCAAUUAAGUGACCCCUUCACUUUCAUUCUUGCUUUUUCAGCUCUAGCAAUGCCUGCAAAUCCUGCCUGCAGAGCAGGCACUUGCUAUGUCACUUAAUGCACGUCUUCACGUACUGAUUACGUAGCAGAAGAGUUCCACAGCUCUAUGGCUAACAAAGCUGUAUCCUGUAUACAUGCACAGCAGUCUCUGUGCCUACCUCUGAAUGUUUUUCAGCUGGGGACAACGUGUUUGUCUUUUAUUCCCCCCAUAUUGCAGUGUGAAACUGAAAAGCUUCAAAAUUGAACUAAUGCAAUAACAUUUCAGGAGGAAUAUCAAAUCUGAUGAGAGCUGUUAUUGAAAGGUGCAAAGGAGAGGACAGAAGCCGUGAUGCCUUUGGGUGUCAGAGGAAUCCCUGAGCAACUGAUGCUGAAUGCCAAGACCAAAUUUUGGGUUAAGUGUGGAUUUAUUUCUGACCUGGUUGAUACUCCAAGUCCUCUGAUCUCAGACAUCUCGUCAUAACUAACUGUUGUGGUGAACACAGUCCUGCCUGCUGUGCAGAGGGAGAGCUUUGCACUUUUAGAGUAGAGAUGUUAUUAAAAAAACAAAAAAACAAACAAAAAAACCCCACCAAUCCAGAAGAGCCCAGAGCUACCGAGUGUUCUCCCAUCCAGUUGUGAAAUGAAUGACUAAUGGUGGUUAAUGAACCAGUGCUCUGUAAAUGCAUCCUGCACUUUCUUUUUCCAGUGGCAAAAAUUUCACUAAUAAUUGAUGAAGUCGCACAUCGUCCCCCCCUGCUUUUACCUCUAGUAGUGAACAAAGUGACAUCUUAACGUGUCUGUAUUCUCUUGUUCUUCUGCUUCGAUUUUGUUACUUUUUUCAAGAGCUGAAAAGGAAAUAAAU